GAUAAUGAUAAGAUAACACGCCCAUUCCAUAUAGAUAACUUACUGACUACACAUACUUUAAUAUGAAGUGAUUGUUUUUGUGAAUAAAAUAAUGGAGGAGCCACGAAACAAGAUCCCCGCCCGGAUGGAAAGGGGUGAAAGCAGGGUGGAAGAUUUACAUUUGGACCGGAUUGUGGCCUCACAGCCCGAGAUAGGGCCUACACCUCCCGACGGUGGAUAUGGGUGGUUGAUUGUUGUGUCUGCUGUAAUGUAUCAUAUUACGGUCCCAGCCCUGCUGUCUAUGUACGGUUUAAUCAUCUUGAAGGCGAUCAGAGAAGAAGAUCAUGAUGAGAACGAACGUAUGAAGAUAUGGGACGUCGACAUAGCUUUGGUUCCAGUCAUAGCAGUUAUCAUUAGACUCCUCCUGGAAUCAUGGUGCAGGGCUGUUGUGAAGAUCUUCAACAUGCCAAGGUUCAUGGCUCUGGCGGGUCUGUGCCUCACAGUGGCCGGCGUCCUCCUCUCCAGUUACUCCACUGAUUCAGAAAGUAACGACCACAUAAUAAACAUAUUCUCCGGUAUAUUUACAGGUGCUGGGUGCGCUCUAACUGGACAACAGACUGAGAUUAUCAUAACCCACUACUUUAGAGAGAAGCUGACGAUGGCCCAGAGACUGGUCCGCAUGGCGCCAUCUGUCGGCAACUGCCUUGUGCCAAUACUCAUCGGGUACCUAUGUACAAUAUACACCGGCGAUGUGGUCGUCAUGAUCUAUGGAGCCAUCAUCAUGCAGAACUGUGUCUUCCUAGCAUCGUACUCCCGCCCGAUAUACAUAGAAAGAGUUAUUCGACACACUUAUAACAUGCUACGAGACGCCGUUGAGGACGAAGACGAGGUCAUUUUCUCAAAUCAAAAUCGACCAGGUGGUAGCUCUAGUCAGGGCCAAACCAACCCUCCAGUAGGGCCCUCACAGAACACUACGCAAGAUGAGGAUGGCGCAGACGCAGUCGUUUUCAGCACUAGAAAGAAUGCCAAAGAGAUCCUCGACCCUGCUAUACAGCAUAGAGAAAACCAAUUAGCUUCCAACGCAGACUUACAACGCAGGUUUUCGAAUGACUUCAGUACACUACACGAUGUGACCUCCAACCGAUUUUCUUCUGAUUUUGGAUCGCUGGACGUCACCAGCUACGCUAGAGUGAAUGGCUACCAGGAACUAGAAAAUAUUGACAGUAGAAACCCUCAACCUCUGUAUAGAGAGACCACAGUCAACGCGCCGCAGGGUAGCGUGGUCUUCGCGGACGAAGUAUCUCCGGGAACUGCCAGGAGAACAGCGUCAUUGAAGAAGAACUUCAUCACGAUCACGAACAUGCUGCUAGACAUUAAUUUCUACUUGUAUGCGUUGCUACAUCUGUGCACGACUUUCUCUAUACUGGUGCUUGGUGUUCUGUUCCCGCCUUUGAUUUGGGAGCAAAAUCCUUCGAUGAACAUUUCAUCGGUUUCGACACUGAUAGCAGUAGCUCACGGGUCAGCAUUGUGCUUCAUAAUGCUGUGCGUCGUGCUUCCAAAGUCCAUCAACGAGAAAGCGAGACUGUGCGCCGCGUUCUGCGUCGCCGGGGCUAUGGGCUUUUAUGGAAUCGCAUUCUCAGAAAAAAAGAGUUUGUUUGUCGUGUGGUGCAUGCUGGCGAGCUUCGCGACGGCUGCCUCCAGCAUCCUGCAGCAGCCGUUGUACAACAGCACCCUCAACGACUUCGACACAACAGCUACAAUGACGACAUCCAACACAAUCGUAGCCAUAUUCAUCAUGGCCUGGUCCCUUCUGUACAACUAUGAUUACAGGACUUGUUUCUUGACUGCCAGUGGGCUGCAGACUGUGACUGCUUGCAUGUUCUUCGCUUUGUCUUUUAGGAGACGGCGGUAGUUUAUUGUGUAGUCUGUAUAGAUUUAAGAUUAAGGACUGUGUAUGUGUUUGUUAUUUGGUUAAGAGUGAAUUGUUGGUGUGAUUUAAAAAUAAUGUUUAUUUUAUUAAAGUAAUAUAUUUUAGAGGAUCUUGUUAUUCAACGUGUUAAAUGAGUUUUAAAUGCAAAAUUGUUGCUGUUACAGAAAUAAGAUGCUACUACCUUUAGUGUAGAAUAUUUUAACGAUAUUUGUAUACCAUAAAAUAGUCUAUAUCACGGCUCCCUAAUGGUAGUUCCUUGACACUUUUUUUUACAAAAAAAUCCAAGGCAGUGAUUUAUUAUUUUGGAAAUUUUUAAAGAUUAUUUUGUUGAUUCUAAAGUUGAGUCUAUUUAACAAGGUUCUAUUUUUAUAUAGUAUAUAAUACGUAUGAACAAGAUUUAUUGUUAAAAGAAAUAUAUUUUUAAGGUUGGUAUUUUAUAAGUGAAAUGAGGAUAAGUGUAGACUAAUUUAUUAUUGUUUAUGUGAAUAACAUAUCUUGCCCUCACACUAAAUAACUAUUCAAACAAUACAAUUAAACUAAUUAAAACUCAAAAUACAUAGUUAGUUGUUUAUUUCUUAAGAGAUCAUAUCUGUCGCAGUCGGUAAUGUAAAAUAUCACAUAUAAAGGGCGCAUUUGGCGGAAGACCACAAGCAACACCUAGUUCUCUAUGGUACAGUUAGGUUUGCCGCCUUAUGCGUCCUUUACCUAUCUCUACAGGAUAUCGUGUGACAUAGGAAAACAUAUCUAAGAACGCACCCAUGUGUAAGUAAUAAAUGAUUAUAAAUAGUAUUAAAUUAUUUUCCAUGGUCCAAUGCUAUACAAUGAGAAAUCAAGAGAAACAUCUCAAUACCAACAGAACGUUCAUUAAGUCCAAAAGACGCGGCACCAGAGACUAAGGAAUAUUUGUAUCGCAAAAGAACAUGUACACAAACUUUAAUUGUGGUGAUUCAGAAUUCAAAUGCUAACCGAAAAGCUCUUAUAUUCUCCUGUUAAGUUUAAGUGAUUACUGAAGAGAUUUCGUUUUAUACCAUAAGUACAUGAAAGUAAGGUUCAAUUUAUAAGCAGUAGUAUUUUAAGUAAAUAAAUAUAAUAAAAUUAAAAAAGAAA
Trichoplusia ni (cabbage looper) is the source of this 3016-nucleotide messenger RNA. RefSeq lists its product as uncharacterized. The transcript is spliced from 4 exons. Lineage: Eukaryota; Metazoa; Arthropoda; Insecta; Lepidoptera; Noctuidae. The record is from RefSeq and is a predicted model, not a curated record. Bases 92 to 1891 code for a protein of 599 amino acids. Gene Ontology annotation, biological process: monocarboxylic acid transport. Gene Ontology annotation, molecular function: monocarboxylic acid transmembrane transporter activity.